This is a messenger RNA of Tympanuchus pallidicinctus (lesser prairie-chicken), 3160 nucleotides long. Its product is annotated as CMP-N-acetylneuraminate-beta-galactosamide-alpha-2,3-sialyltransferase 2-like. NCBI's taxonomy places the organism in Eukaryota, Metazoa, Chordata, Aves, Galliformes, Phasianidae. The coding region runs from base 1013 to 1963 and encodes 316 amino acids. Gene Ontology annotation, molecular function: beta-galactoside (CMP) alpha-2,3-sialyltransferase activity. The record is from RefSeq and is a predicted model, not a curated record. The transcript has 8 exons.
UGCUUUUUGGACAACAGUCCUCUGGAAAGCCAAUGGCAUGGCCUCACCUCGCCAGGAUCCACCUGCUGCAGCAGGGGAGGAGCGGGGGACUGGUCAGACAGCGCACAACACCGGCCUUUUGGCUGGGGACUCCAUUGGGUGCUCAUCUCUGCUUGGGUGGUGACCCUGAGGACAACGCUUCGAUCGAGGAGAACUGCUGCAACUGCUGUGGCCGCCCAAGGACCGGCCCAACCUCUUUCACUUCACCCACGUCCCACACCUCGCACCACUGACAGCUGGAGCAGUGGUUCUACUGCUGGACACGUGCAGGUAUGUCUGUAUAACGGGGGAGACAGAUCCACGUCCAUCCCAGAGCUGCCUGUAAGAGGUCUGGGGGGAGCAUGGGGAACCCCGUGAGGGUGGGAGGGGCUCUGUCCUGCUUUCCCAGUGCAGUGGGGAAACUCCAGUCCCGAGUAGGGAUUGUCCCAGCAUCCUGCUGUCAGCCUGCCCGGGGCACCAGGCUCUGAGUGCUGAGCACCUUGUGGAGAUAACAGAGCUCUUGUUGCUCUGACUUUGGCUGGAUGUGAGUGCUUUCAGCUGGCAGACAGGAAGGCCAUGCUCAGCUCGGCGUUCUGACAACAGACAGCCAGGCACACACAGACAGACACACAGACAGACACACAGACACAUACACGCUGCGGUUCCACCUCCCGGCAGCGACGCGGUGCCCCUGGCAGCCACGGAGCGGAGGCUGCGCAGUGCCUGCGCGGUCGGGAGCGGCGGGGAGGGGGUGUGGAAGGCACGGGAACCGUGGGCUGAAGCGGGGGCCGGAGCAAAGAUGCUCCGCAGCUCGCCCAUGGGCCGGGUCGCAGCCGCCGCGCUCGCAGCGGGCAGAGCGCGGCACGCAGAGCAGCACGUGCUGCCGGCCCUGCCCUGCCCUGCGCUACUGCGGCGGUGCCGGGAGCAGAGCCGUAGGGCCGCGGAGCUGUUGGGAAGGGAAACCCAUGCCGGGCUGUCUCAGGUGCUAUGAGGGAUGCGCUGCCGGAAGCGCACGCUGCUGGGGCUGGCCCUGUGCCUGCCGCUCGGUCUGUGGCUGUUGUUCCGGGCCUCCGUGUCCGGCCUAGGCCUCUCUCCUUCCCUCCCCACCGUCAGCUGCACCGCCAGCUUCAACGCCUCCGCCUGGUUCAGCGCGCGCUACGAUGCGGCCGUGGGGCCUCUGCUGAGCGGCCCGGCCCACGAGCUCUCCCCGGACGUGGUUCACUGGUGGCUGACCCUGCAGGGCCCCUCCAGCAUCGCCCCGCUCCAGGCCAUCAUCCGGAAGCUCUUUGCUGUCCUCCCGGCCCCCAAUGGCAGCGUGUGGGACCCGUCACGCUGCAGGACGUGUGCCGUGGUGGGCAACUCGGGGCGGCUGAAGGGGUCCCGCCAUGGCCCGCAGAUCGAUGCCCACCACUGGGUGCUGAGGAUGAACAGAGCCAAGACAGCGGGCUUUGAGGUGGAUGUCGGUGCGAGGACGACCCAUCACUUCAUGUACCCAGAGAGUGCGAUGAACCUCUGGCCUGGUGUCCACCUUGUCCUUGUCCCCUUUAAGCCACUGGAUCUCAAGUGGGUGACCAGCGCCUUCUCCACAGGAGAGCUCACACACACCUACACAAGAGUGAAGCAGUUCAUCAAAGCUGACAGAAACAAGGUGCUGAUCCUGAGCCCAGCCUUCCUCAAGUACAUCCAUGAGAACUGGACGGAGCACCAUGGCAGGUCUCCGUGUUUGGCUUUGGAGCUGACAGCAAAGGGAACUGGCAUCACUACUGGGAAGAAAACCGCUGGUCUGGAGCCUUCCGCAGAACAAGGGUCCAUGAUGCUGAUGUCGAAUUCAGCCUCAUCCAGAGACUGGCAGCUGAAGGCAGAAUAUUGUUCUAUUAGUGACACGCACUCAAGAAACGAGGCCAAGCCGUUAGCACAAGAACCGGCGGCUGCAGCAGCUCUUUAGCUUGCUUCUGCCCCUCGCUGGCUGGGGCAGCCUACGCUUGGUGUGUGCUGUGCUGGUCCCACCAGCUCAGCACGGCAGACAGCAGUGAGCAUGAAUGGCAGUAGAGCUCUGCUAAGCCUGAGAGAUUCCUGCUGCAGGUCUUGGUCUUCUCCAGAGAGGACACAGAGGGGCAGGAGGGGGGCAAACCCCGUGCUUUCAGAGCCCUCAGUUCAGGUGCUACACAGCAGAGCGGCUGUAACUGGACGGUGCGCACACAGCCAGCUGCCAGUGCAGCUCUCAGGGGAUGGAGCUGAGAUGUCCACCCUCUGAUGGCACAGGGGGAGGUUCUUUGGGCAGGCGGAGAGUCUUAACAGAACUGAGGAAUAUAUUUUUAUAUUGCACCAAAGGAGAGUAAGGAACGAGAAAAUGAAGCGCGCGAAGUCCGAACGCAGCAGCAAUGAGUACAGCUGAAAUGACAUGUUGAAUAAACUUUGAAGGUCUACUGCUAACGUUUGUUUUACUUUCUGAGCUCUUGCUGCUCUGCACGGCUGAUCGCAGACCCUGACGCCCUCCUGACCAGGGAUGGGAGCCAUCACCGCCCCACACCUCAUUUGUUUUGCUGGUGCUGGUUGUUUAGCAAGCAUGUUGCAAAAUUCAAAAGCUGCAGCCAGUCCAAGCGGAUGCUACCAAAGCAGUUGCAAAGGCAGCAGGUUUUCAGAUGUUUUCUGAGGAACAUGCCAAGCAUGGGGCUGCUCAGAGCCCUGCUCCUUCAUCUGUGCCGCAGAGCGCAAUGACCAAGAGAGCAGCUGCUUGUUUCCUUUCAGUCCCAAACACCACUGUCCUUGAAUCAGAUCCAGCUUUUCCACGUCUGAAUCAUACUGAUCACGUGGAAAAGCACCAGAUCAGUCACAAGCUCCCAUUUUAACUGCAGGAAGACAUUACCACUCCCUAAGCUACUAACUUCAUCUGAUUCCUGCCUCUCCAGGCAGAAUCCCCACUUCUGUACCUGUUUUCUGUUUCUCUUUUCCGGAGCCUUCAGCAAUUUCUAUGCAGUUGUUCCAGUAUUCCAGCAUGGAGAUUCAUCACACACCUUAUCCACACAUCCAACUGCACCCAGGUUUUUGUAUGAUCUGUUUCGAAGCUCUCUUUAACUAAUUAAAAACAAGCUUCUGCUUACAAAUUGAUGGCAUUUAUCCUAAAGUUCUACCUUAGUUUAAA